GGAAGAUUGGGACCGGUGAUACUUUCUGCAAUGAAAGAAGCAGAGUGAAUAACCUCUGCUGGCUCCCGACAUGGCCCUCUCCGUGGACUCUUCUUGGCACAGGUGGAAGUGGCGGGUCAGAGAUGACCAACCUCAGUCUCCAUCUGAAGUCACACCUCUGCUGUCCACAGAGGGAGCAGGGCCAAGCUACAACCUGACACAGCAGCGGGUCAUCUUCCCCCCAAAUGGCAUCUUCCACCAAGAGUGGGAAGAGAUUCGUGGGAGAUAUGCCAGCAACAGGAUCUGCACCACCAAGUACACCCUCCUCACCUUCCUGCCCCAGAACCUCUUUGAACAGUUUCACAGGUGGGCUAACCUCUAUUUCCUAUUCCUGGUGAUCCUGAACUGGGUCCCCUCCAUGGAAGUCUUCCACAAGGAAAUCACCAUGGUGCCCUUGACAGUUGUCCUGUUCAUCAUCAUGGUAAAGGAUGGCAUGGAGGACUUUAGGAGACACUGCUUCGACAGAGAGAUAAACUGUUCCAGCAUCCAGAUAUAUGAAAGGAAAAGGCAGGGCUACGUGCAGAAGUGCUGGCAGGAUGUACGGGUAGGCGACUUUGUCCAGAUGCAGUGCAAUGAGAUCAUCCCAGCAGAUAUUCUCCUCCUCUUCUCCUCCGACCCCAGCGGGAUCUGCCACCUGGAGACUGCCAACUUGGACGGCGAGACAAACCUCAAACAAAGGCAUGUCGUCAAAGGCUUCUCGCCACAGAACGGACAGUUCCAGCCGGAACACUUCUGCAAUACCAUCGUGUGUGAGAAACCCAACAACCACCUCAACAAAUUUAAAGGAUACAUGGAGCAUCCUGACCAGACCAGGACCGGCUUGGGCAGUGAGAGCCUUCUGCUUCGAGGCUGCACCAUCAGAAACACCGAGGUGGCUGUGGGCAUUGUCAUCUAUGCAGGCCAUGAUACAAAAGCCAUGCUGAACAACAGUGGCCCACGAUACAAACGCAGCAAGAUCGAGAGGCAAAUCAACGUGGACAUAUUCUUCUGCAUUGGGCUCCUCUUCCUCAUGUGCCUCACGGGAGCUGUUGGUCACAGCCUCUGGAAUGGGGCCUUUGGUGAACACCCUCCCUUUGAUGUGCCAGACGCCAAUGGCAACUUCCCUCCCCUGGCCCUUGGGGGCUUCUACAUGUUCCUCACGAUGAUCAUCCUCCUCCAGGUAUUAAUCCCCAUCUCCCUGUACGUGUCCAUUGAGCUGGUGAAGCUGGGACAAAUCUUCUUCCUGCACAACGACCUUGACCUGUACGAUGAAGAGAAUGACUCAUCCAUUCAGUGUCGAGCCCUUAAUAUCACCGAAGACUUGGGUCAAGUCCAGUACAUCUUCUCAGAUAAAACAGGCACGUUGACCGAGAACAAGAUGGUGUUUCGGUGUUGUACCAUCAUGGGCAGAGAGUAUUCACACCAAGAAAAUGCCAAGCGCCUAGAGACCCCCAUGGACCCGGAGACAAACAGUGAAGAGUGGACCCAGUACCAGAGCCUGUCCUUCCCAGCCAGAUGUGCCCAGGGCCCAAUGACAAUGAGAGGCCAGAGGGCAGCCCAGCCUCUGAGACGGUGCCAGAGUGCCCGGGUGCCCAUCCAGGGCCACUGCCGGCAAAGGUCUGAGGGGCACGGGGAAAUCACAGCACCUCCUCUGGCCUUCAACAGCUCCAUAGAAAAAGAUGUGACUCCAGACAGAAACCUACUGAGCAAGGUGCAAGAUGCUGCCUUGUGGCUGGAAACCCUGUCAGAUUCUAGACCUGCCAAGACUCACCUCUCUAUCGCUGCCACUAUUGCUGACUUCUUCCUUGCCCUGACCAUCUGCAACUCUGUCAUGGUCUCCACCACCACUGAGCCUCGGCAGAGGGUCACAGUCCCCUCCUCAACCAAGACUAUGGGAAAGUCCCUGGAGAAGAUCCAGCAGCUCUUCCAAAAGUUGAAGCUUUCAAGCCUCAACCAGUCAUUCUCAUCUGCUUCUGCUACACCUUCUGCCUCUGAUGCUGACCUGGGGGACAGUCUGGGAGCCAGCGUGGAGGAGAGAGGUGACACGUCUGCCUGCAGCGGAGGCUACUCCUCAGAUGGCAGCUAUCAGAGCAGCAACUGGGCCCAGAGCGACACCCAGGGUUUGGAGUCAAGUGUGACCUGGGAUGAGCUUCCAGACCUCUGCUAUGAGGCCGAGAGCCCCGACGAGGCGGCCCUGGUGCACGCCGCCCGUGCCUACAGCUUCACACUGACGUCCCGGACGCCCAAGCAGGUGACCGUGCGCUUGCCCCAGGGCGCCUGCCUCACCUUCGAGGUCCUCUACACCCUGGGUUUCGACUCUGUCCGGAAGAGAAUGUCAGUGGUGGUGAGGCAUCCGCUGACGGGAGAGAUCCUCGUCUACACCAAGGGUGCUGAUUCGGUUAUCAUGGACCUGCUGGAAGACCCAGCCCGUGCCAUUGACAUUGAUAUGGAAAAGAAGGUGAGGAAAAUCCGAGCCCAGACCCAGAAGCAUCUCAACUUUUACGCAAGAGAAGGUCUUCGCACGCUGUGCAUUGCCAAGAAGGUGCUAAGUGAAGAGGACUUCCAGCGAUGGGCCAGCUUCCGGAGUGAAGCCGAGGCGUCCCUCGACAACCGAGAUGAGCUUCUACUGGAGACAGCACAGCAUCUGGAGAACCAGCUCACCUUACUCGGAGCCACUGGAAUCGAAGACCGGCUACAGGAAGGCGUCCCAGACACCAUUGCUGCUCUGCGGGAGGCUGGAAUCCAGCUCUGGGUCUUGACCGGGGAUAAGCAGGAGACCGCGGUCAAUAUUGCCCAUUCCUGCAGACUCUUAUAUCAGACUGACACAGUUUACUCCAUUAACACAGAAAACCAGGAAACCUGUGAAUCCAUCCUCAAUUGUGCGUUGGAAGAGGUGAAGCAGUUUUAUGGACCACGGAAGCCAGCCCGCCAGUUCCUUGGGUUUCGCCUGCUUCCCAAGAUAACGCCGCCCCCUGCUUCUGGAGCUGCAGUUCCAGAAAUCGGCCUGGUCAUCGAUGGGAAGACAUUGAAUGUCGUUUUCCAGGGACAACUGGAGAGGAAGUUUCUAGAGCUAACUCAGUUCUGCCGGUCUGUCCUGUGCUGCCGCUGCACCCCGCUCCAGAAAAGCAUGAUUGUCAAGCUGGUGCGAGACAAGCUGGGCGUCCUGUCCCUUGCCAUAGGUGAUGGAGCAAAUGAUGUGAGCAUGAUUCAGGCUGCCGACAUUGGGAUUGGAAUAUCCGGACAAGAAGGGAUGCAGGCCGUCAUGUCCAGUGAUUUUGCCAUCUCCCGCUUCCGACACCUCAAGAAGCUGCUGCUUGUGCAUGGCCACUGGUGUUACUCACGCCUGGCCAGGAUGGUGGUGUACUACCUGUACAAGAAUGUGUGCUACGUCAACCUGCUCUUCUGGUACCAGUUCUUCUGUGGGUUCUCUGGCUCCACCAUGAUCGACUACUGGCAGAUGCUCUUCUUCAAUAUCUUCUUCACCUCCUUGCCUCCACUUCUCUUUGGGAUCCUUGAUAAGGACGUGUCUGCAGAAACGCUGCUGGCGGUGCCGGCGCUGUACAAGAGUGGCCAGAACUCCGAGUGCUACAACCUGGUUACUUUCUGGAUUUCCAUGGCAGAUGCCUUCUACCAGAGCCUCGUCUGUUUCUUCAUCCCUUACCUGACCUACAAGGAUUCUGACAUCGACGUUUUCACCUUCGGAACACCCAUCAACACCAUCUCCCUCGCCACAAUCCUCCUGCACCAGGCCAUGGAAAUGAAGACCUGGACCAUUAUUCAUGGGCUUGUUCUCGUGGGCAGCUUCCUGAUGUACUUUGCGGUGUCCCUCCUGUACCACGCCACCUGCGUCGUCUGCAACAGCCCCGCCAACCCCUACUGGGUGAUGGAAGGCCAGCUCUCAGACCCGACCUUCUACCUCGUCUGCUUCCUCACGCCGGUGGCCGCCCUCCUCCCAAGGUACUUUUUCCUGUCUCUACAAGGGACCUACGGGAAGUCGCUGAUCUCAAAAGCUCAGAAAAUUGACAAACUCUCCUUGGAUAAGAGAAACCUGGAAAUCCAGAGCUGGAAGAGUAAGCAGAGACCUGACUCCAUUCCUGAAGAGGUUCAGCCCACCCACCAGCGAGUGCCACCUGUCCCAGGUCUGGACUUCAAAGCCAGCACCCCAAAGAGCUCUAGCUCUCCCAUGUGGAAAUGCAAGGAACACAGGGCACUAUGUGGAGAGAGAAGCAGCAGAGACCACGCGAGGGAUGCCCAAGACUCGGGGGACUCCUCAGCCAAACCCCCCUCUGGGGAGUGCCUUCUGGGGCCCACGGAAAUGAUGGCUUCCACAGCCAACUCACGUGGACAGGCCAACGAGAGCCAGCCCUCAGGCAGGGGCAGCCACCGCAGGUCCCAGAGUUCACUGACCAUAUAAGGGCAGCAGACUUGUAUACAAACUCAGAGGGAGCCACCCAGCCACUGGCCUCAUGGACUCAAUUCUUUUCACAGAGGAGACUUGACUUCCUCAGAGGAAGCCCUGGCCCUCAGGGGUUGAGACAAACAGGAACUGGAAAUCCCUCAACAUGUGCUUUUGCUGGCUGCCAGAAAGCACAUACUGCAAACAGCAGUUCAGAAGGAGGCUCUCUUCAAAGUUUUCAGCCUCAAGACCACCUUCUCACUUUCUAGAUGAGAACAGCCUAGGACCCAAGACAACUGGGCCUUAAGUUUCCAAGAAAUGAGUUGAUCCAUCUGGUAUCUUGAGAUAUGGAAAGUUCUAAGCUAUUCAGACCACUGCCUCACCCCUCAAGGCCAAGAGCUAAAGACCCUCCCCCCCACACACACCUAAGUGCUCCAUCUGAACUCUAUCACAGCACUGGCCAUGUUGGGGUGACAUCUCUUCCACUCACAGUUGAGUCUUCUUGCUGUUUCUAAGCCAAAGAAGAAUCGCAUCUGAAGAUUUUUCAACUAAACUUGAACUUGGAGACACACACAUGGAGAGAACAGAGCAUACUAAAGGGAACUGGUAGACUGGAAACCCUCUGCUUUAGUUAAUUGACUGCU
Messenger RNA from Condylura cristata (star-nosed mole), 5058 nucleotides. It is a transcript of the gene ATP10B, whose product is annotated as ATPase, class V, type 10B. NCBI's taxonomy places the organism in Eukaryota, Metazoa, Chordata, Mammalia, Eulipotyphla, Talpidae. The transcript is spliced from 23 exons. Gene Ontology annotation, molecular function: magnesium ion binding; ATP hydrolysis activity; ATP binding. The record is from RefSeq and is a predicted model, not a curated record. The coding region runs from base 71 to 4432 and encodes 1453 amino acids. Gene Ontology annotation, cellular component: plasma membrane. Gene Ontology annotation, biological process: phospholipid translocation.